AUUCAACUAAUAACGAGUUUAUUAUUCCCUUUUUUUUGGGUGUGUAGGUGGUCAAAAAUCGCGCAACAUUUGCCAGGAAGAACAGAUAACGAGAUAAAAAAUUACUGGAGAACCCGAGUCCAAAAACAUGCAAAACAACUAAAAUGUGAUGUCAAUAGCAAACAAUUCCAAGACACAUUACGUUAUCUUUGGAUUCCAAGACUAGUUGAGAGAAUUCAAGCAUCCAAAAUUUCCAAUAAUAAUGCUAGUAGUGAAACUCAACAACCCGUUCUGAGAACAGGUAUUACUGAGCUCAUUCCAAUUCAACUGACGAACAACAACAAUAAUAGUAUUUUAAUCACGAGUGUUAAACCGGAGAAUUCUAGCGUGGUAACUUCAUCAGAAAACUCAAUUGGCACACAAGUUUCACCUAAUCAAGAUUAUUAUCAAGUUAAUCAAAGUGAUCAAUUAUGGUUUGAAGAUUACCAAGCAAUGGAUCAACAAAAUAAUAAAGAAUUAUGGAUGGAUAAUUUGUGCAACAUUGAAGACAUUUGGUCCUAUUUAGAGAAUUAAAUUAACUCAACAACAAUGUUUGAGUUUGAGUUUUGUCAAAAAAAUUUAAGAGUCAUAAUUAAUAACAUUAAACAUCAUCAAAUGUUAGAAAGCAUACAACAAUUUUCUUCAUUUUUUAGUCAUUAUUUGUAAUAUUGCAAGUACAAGUAGAUGGUAAUAAUUAUAUUGUUAACUUGUCUUCUUCAAGAUUUUAAUCGUCCGUCAAAGUUGUAUGACUGAAACAGACUCUAUACAAGUUGUUGA
Molecule: messenger RNA, 795 nt
Organism: Solanum tuberosum (potato)
Lineage: Eukaryota; Viridiplantae; Streptophyta; Magnoliopsida; Solanales; Solanaceae
Product: transcription factor MYB108-like
Exons: 1
Biological process (GO): regulation of DNA-templated transcription
Cellular component (GO): nucleus
Molecular function (GO): sequence-specific DNA binding; DNA-binding transcription factor activity
Source: RefSeq, a predicted model, not a curated record